CUUUCUACAAAAUCAAUCGAUAGAGUUGUACAAUCAAUACAUGUCAAUGCAUUCUUCUCCAAUGAUUGACUCGAAUCGCAGAGAACUUCUCAGCUAACUUGGAUUGAGCACAGAUUGGAGGCUUCUUAAAAGGAGGAUAGCUUUUUGGUACAACAAAUUAAAGGAGGUGAAACUAUGGGAUUUUUGUCGCUGUUGAAGGUGGCUUCAAUGCCGACGCUGCAAGUGCUCAUAAUAAGCUUAUUAGGAGCAGUCAUGGCAACCGAAUACUCCAAACUUCUUCCAACGGAAGCUCGCCGUUCAUUGAACAGAAUUGUGUUUGUGGUGUUUACUCCAUCGCUGGUGUUCGCGAGUCUUGUGAGGACCGUAAACCUACAAGACAUCAUCUCAUGGUGGUUCAUGCCGGUGAAUGUUGGGAUAACUUUUCUCGUCGGGGGAACUCUCGGAUGGAUCGUAGUUAAACUUCUUAGGCCUGAACCUCAUCUACAAGGACUCGUCGUGGCGAUGUGUUCUUCAGGAAACUUGGGCAACAUUCUGUUGAUAGUCAUCCCGGCGAUCUGCAAGGAGGACAGCAGCCCAUUUGGGGACAAGAAUGUCUGCUCCCGCAUUGGCCUUUCCUAUGUUUCAUUUUCGAUGGCGGUUGGGGCCUUCUAUGUAUGGACGUAUACAUACCACUUAAUACAAACUUCGCAAAGAGCAUCUCCUGCUGCUAUCAACUCUGCAGAGGAUCCAAAGCCCAACAUCGACUUAGAGGCAAGCGAGAAGUCAUCCCUUCUCGACGGAAGAGAGGUGAGCAGUCGAAUACGUCAAACUGUAUACAAUACAGCCCCUAGAUAUGUAUCCUCUAAAAUGUUUUCGACUGAUCUCAUGAAACAGAAGAGGGAUAAUUCAACAAUGUGCGUUCAAAUCAAGGGAAUUCUUUGUCGACUUGGAGAGGAGCUGCUGGCGCCUCCCGUAGUCGCUACAAUUGCAGGACUCAUAUUCGGAUCUGUUUCCUGGCUCCGUGACCUUAUUAUCGGCGAAAGCGCACCUCUAAGAGUGAUCGAUGAUUCCAUCAAACUACUCGGAGAUGGAACCAUUCCUUGCAUCACUCUCAUACUGGGAGGCAACUUAACACAAGGACUACGCGAGGCAAAACUGAGAUCAACAAUAAUAAUGGCAGUAAUCUGUGUAAAGUUCGUAAUACUUCCUGCAGUCGGGGUUGGUGUUGUGCAAGCAGCUUCACUGCUAGGGUUCCUCCCACCGGAUCCGCUCUACAACUUUGUGCUCAUGAUUCAGUUCACCGUUCCACCUGCAAUGAAUAUCGGCACAAUGACACAGCUGUUCAAUGUCGCCCAAGACGAGUGCUCAGUUCUCUUUCUUUGGACAUACCUGGUGGCAGCCGUCGCCCUCACCACCUGGUCUACCAUUUUCAUGUGGAUCUUGUCGUAACUACUUAAAUCCCGGUGAAAAAGGUACACAAAUAAUCAAUAGCGAGACAUGCAACAACAAAAUCAAGCUACAAUCUUUCAGCAUCACCAUUUUUGGUAGUAUUAUGUCAUUAUCAUUCAAUUUUUCGAAGCAUGCUUUCAAUUGUAUUUGACAUACAAUAGUAUAGAACAAAUCAUCAGUGCUCAAGAUAAACAAUAUUAUC
This is a messenger RNA of Andrographis paniculata, 1630 nucleotides long. Its product is annotated as protein PIN-LIKES 7-like. Gene Ontology annotation, biological process: endoplasmic reticulum to cytosol auxin transport. Lineage: Eukaryota; Viridiplantae; Streptophyta; Magnoliopsida; Lamiales; Acanthaceae. The record is from RefSeq and is a predicted model, not a curated record. Gene Ontology annotation, cellular component: membrane.